GUUGACAGUAACUUGGGGACUUGAACACCUCCUCCUCCUCUCUUACCGGAUUGGUCCUCUUUAUCAGGCGUCUUGAGCUCCUUUCUUCUCCGCGCUGGUUGACGCGUCUGCGGCAAAAGGUGUUUUACGCCCACGGCUGGAGCAUUUCUGCAGAUGGCCUUGACUUUGGAAAUGCCAAAGUCAUAUCCAGCAGAAUUGCGCAUCAUCGACCUCAAUGUCGAUGACUUUUAUUCAUGUGGCAACGCUUGGUGAAGUUGUCAGAAAGAGACGCUUCAUGUGGUGCCUUCACGGUAUCCCCUGGGAUUGCAGCUCACACGCCAUCGCGGUCCUGGGAAGCAGUCUAUCCGCGCACAUCCAUACAUCUCGAGCAAAGAACCGUCCUCAUCUCUCCUUGUUUCACGAUGUCCAAGCCCAUAACACGCGAAGUCAUUGUUCAAUCCUCUGACAGGACUCCCAUCUGGGCCGAUGCCACUGGCUCGCCCACCAACCCGGCACUCGUCCUUAUACAUGGACUCGCCGGUACCGCAUUGGGAUUUGACAAGCAGGUGGCAGACGAGAGACUGAUUGAGAAGGUGUUCGUGGUGCGCUACGAAAUGCGGGGACAUGGAAGGAGUGGCAUGCCUCUUGAACUGGCGGAUUAUGCAUCCAAACAGCAUGCGGAAGAUUUCAAGGCUGUAUGCGAGGCAUUUGGGGUCAUCAAGCCUGUGUUGUUCGGAUGGAGCAUUGGUGCGGCCAUCGCUGUUGACAUUGCGGAGUAUCUCGGACCGGAAUACCUCUCUGGCGUGAUCUAUUGUGGAGGACCCACACUUUCGCUGUCCCUUUGCACCGUGACAAUCCCCAGUUCUUGGAUGCCAUUCAUGUCAUACGUUACGUCCUCCGACGGGAACGUCGCAGCCCGCUUCGCCUCGCGUUUCGUAGAAUCUUGCAUUUUCGACCACGAACGGCUCCUUCCAUGGCCUAUCAAGUUGCAAUGGAUGGCCGGUUUUGGAAUCCAGCCGCCAGUGGUGAGACAGCUCUCGACGGGACGCGAACAACAGGAAGGUCGCUGGAAGAGGGAGGCUCAUGGGUGGCCGGUGAUGCUGAUCCAUGGCACUGAGGACGAACAUUGCAUCCCGGAAGUCGUUAUCGCGCAGGCGAAGGAGAUUUAUGACAACGUAGAGGUCCAUCUUUUGGAAAGGGUCGGCCAUUCGCCACAUUUUGAGCGGCCAAUGGAAGUGAAUGCUCUGAUCGUAGCUUUUAUGGAGAAAUUGAGGGUCCCGUAGGCGAUGGGCACUGAUUGAAAGAGUCUCGAUGCGUGAAAGGGAGAAGUUGACGGAGAGACUUUCCAAAUCACGAUGGCUUCUACCAAUCAUACGCAUGCAGCGAUAUUCGGCCUAUGCGAUGAGGCAGAAGUCCUUGGUCACUGUGGUAUGACCUGAGGCAGUGUUGGAGGCUCUGAAAUUUCCUUUGAAGUUGAGAAUAGAUCGUGCAGUUAGUACGGUUCGGUGUCAUUUCGCGCUUUAGUGACUCAUCAGGCCCCGCAGAUAUUUCCUCAUCACCUUGAGUAGCGUUCAGGGUCUUCGACGUUGAGACGGC
Laetiporus sulphureus 93-53 is the source of this 1575-nucleotide messenger RNA. RefSeq names its product alpha/beta-hydrolase. The record is from RefSeq and is a predicted model, not a curated record. The coding region runs from base 234 to 1262 and encodes 342 amino acids. Lineage: Eukaryota; Fungi; Basidiomycota; Agaricomycetes; Polyporales; Laetiporaceae. The transcript has 5 exons.